Messenger RNA from Rotaria sp. Silwood1, 690 nucleotides. The record is from the annotation of a GenBank genome assembly. Lineage: Eukaryota; Metazoa; Rotifera; Eurotatoria; Philodinida; Philodinidae.
AUGCAACUUUCAUUGAUUUUAUUAUUCAUUCCUUUGACUGUCAUCAAUAGUCAACCUACAGCACCAGUAUGGCCAAAUUAUUUUACAUAUCAAUGGACCUUGGCACAUGUCUAUGAUGAUAUUCAAUUGCCUCCUUAUAGUACAAUUCCACUUGCAAAUACAACUGUAGGCCGCGGUCGAACAUAUUAUGAUUGGUCACUUCCAGCUAUGAUUGAAUAUUAUUAUGAUAUAUGUGUUCCAAUUUUUGAAGCAACGGAUAAUAAUUUUUCAUGUAAUUUUUUAAAUGUCAAUAGUAUAGCUUAUCUUGUUGUCACUAAUCCUCGUGCAACUGGUCGACCACCAUGUUGUAUUUUUCAAAAUCCAUGGAAUCCACCAGCACCAGAUUUCUUGCAAAAAGCACCUGGAGUUAAAUACAAUGGUACAGGUGUAUUUUAUACACGACCUGUUUUCUGGUGGGUUCUAGAUGAUCCACAAGAUCCAGCUGGUCCAUUUGGUUAUUCAUUUUUUGAAGAUACAUGCAAAGCAUCAUCAACAUCGGAAAAUAUGAUGUGCACACCAUCCCAAUUCUUUUUUCGAGCUACUUCUGGUUUUGCUAGUCAAUUUUUUGAUGAUUAUAGAGUUGAAAAACCUGAUCCAAGUGUUUUCACUAUUCCAGAUUCAUGUAGUAAUGCUCAACCAUGUGAUGUUUGA